Molecule: messenger RNA, 813 nt
Organism: Ananas comosus (pineapple)
Lineage: Eukaryota; Viridiplantae; Streptophyta; Magnoliopsida; Poales; Bromeliaceae
Exons: 1
Coding region: 153-698 (181 amino acids)
Cellular component (GO): chloroplast
Source: RefSeq, a predicted model, not a curated record
AUAACGAGAACCAUCAAGUCCCCAACCAAGCAUAUACACGACGAGCACAGGUAAACCAAAGCUGACAGAGAGAGAGAACCAAACACACACCACCAAAUAGCAAUAGCAAUAGUAGCAAUAGCAAGCAAGAAUUCAAGAAGCUAGCCAAAACGAUGAAUGCGAAAAUGGCGUUCCCCUCUCCCCUCUUCCCUCCUCCCAACUCUACCCACACCACACACAAAUCCCCCUCCCUAUUCCUCGCUCCUCGCCGCCGCCGACCCCUAGUCAUACUCCGAGCAACUGGCCCGGCCACCGCCAACGACGAUAACAAAGGAGAAGAACAACAACAACAACAACCACCAAUCACCGUCGACGGCACAAACAACGACACCACAACCAAAACGCCGCGGACCACACUCAACAUCAAGUAUCGGGUACGUUCCAAAAACCAGGCCAAGCAGAGAAAGGCAGCGGCAGAGGCGCCGCCGUCACCGCCGCCGAAAAAGGAGUGGGAUGCGAUGACGCUGGGGGAGAAGGCUGUGGAGCUCUAUGUGGGGGAGAAGGGCCUCCUCUUCUGGCUCAACAAGUUCGCCUACGCCUCCAUCUUUAUUGUCAUCGGCGGAUGGGUCCUCUUCCGCUUCGUCGGCCCCUCCCUUGGCCUCUACCAGCUCGACUCGGCUCCCCUCUCCCCCUCCUCCAUUUUCAAGGGCUCACCUUGAGUUUUCUUUUUCUUUUUUUCUUUCACCAUCAUCAUCAUCAUCAUCAUCAUCAUCAUCAAUAAAAGGUUAUCACCACCAUCAUCAUCAUCAAUAAAGUUCCACUUGAGGUCAUUUA